Messenger RNA from Mytilinidion resinicola, 1380 nucleotides. RefSeq lists its product as uncharacterized. The transcript is spliced from 4 exons. Lineage: Eukaryota; Fungi; Ascomycota; Dothideomycetes; Mytilinidiales; Mytilinidiaceae. Bases 1 to 1380 code for a protein of 459 amino acids. Gene Ontology annotation, molecular function: chloride channel activity. The record is from RefSeq and is a predicted model, not a curated record.
AUGCCGACCAUAUUCACGCGACCGAACUCCAGCAGAGACCAACCUCAAAAAAGGAAAAGUAUAUUCCCGCAACUGAACUUCAGCAGAGACCAACCUCAAACGAGGAAAAGCAAAACGAGGAAGACUCAGCUCCAAUUUAAAGACUAUUUUGUCGGACCGCGAGAUCCAGCGAAGCACUCAAAAUGGCCGCGAGCAAUGCAAAUGCAUGGCAGUGUCAUGCCCAAACUGUUCUUGCCCAUAUGUUUUUACUCGAUUUGGGUAACUGUAGUAACCGCCGUUUCCGUGUGUGUACAAGAUCUUGCUGUUCACCCUAUUGUACUGACUGUACUCGGUAUUGUCGUCGGCUUGGCGCUCAACUUUCGAAGCUCGACUGCCUAUGAGCGGUACGAAAGUGGACGAAAAGCGUGGGCCGCUUUAACGUCAACAUCGCAGAGCCUUGCCCGUGUCAUCUGGAUGCAUACUGAAGUGCGAGGUGGAGAAGAUGGAGAUGAUGAGAUUGGAAAGACGGACCUAUUGGGAAAGGUGUCGUGCCUGAACCUCAUCACGGCCUUUGCCUUUGCGCUCAAGCACAAGCUGCGCUACGAACCCUACACCCAUUAUGAGGACCUUCAAGAACUUGUCGGCCAUCUAGACACUUUCGCAAAGGCAGCCGACUCGGCUGCCACGAGGCAGGAUACAAGACGGCACCGCCUCGACCAGUAUCUGCGCCUUCCAAUGUUGAGAGCGAAUCCGCAAGCGGCACUGGGGAAAACAUCGCGACCCCUAGGGAGCCUUCCGCUCGAGAUCCUCAGUUAUAUAUCGAGAUAUAGCCUGGUAACCUGCGAACGCGUUCUCGACACUCCGAUGCCUAUUGCGUACUCGAUUGCCAUCUCGCAGAUCACGUGGAUCUACGUGCUCACACUGCCGUUCCAGUUGCAGCACAUAAUGGAAUGGACUGCGAUACCGGUUAGUAUUGUGACGUCGUACAUCAUCCUCGGAAUUGCGCAGAUUGGCAACGAGAUCGAUAAUCCGUUUGGCAUCGAGGUUAAUGACCUGCCCUUGGAGCGCUUCUGCACGCGCAUUGCGUCCGACAUCACCAUUACCACGGCGAACCCACGGCCAGAGGGAUUGGAGUUCUUCGAAAGACCGGACAACCCGGUCUUCUUCCCCAUGAGCUUCGAUGGGUACGAUACCUGGUUGGAGAAACACCCAGCAGAGACGUGUGCUGUGCUAUUGGCGCGUGCUGGGAUGACGAAGACGGCGAUGCAACGGAGACAGUCGGCACACAAUAAGGUUGAAGAGAGCGAUACUGCAACGAUGGACACGGGUACGACGUGCCGCGGAUCUGACACUGGCACUAUCCACGAAAGUAAUGCCGCCAUGGGUAAAGAAGAGGUUUGA